UCUGAGAGAGUUGCUGUGUUUGUCUCUGCACAUGUAGUGUGUUUUGGUUUGUGUAUGUUUAAUCCUGCAUAUGACGCACAUUCAUUAAUAAUCAUUUGUUUCAUCUAUUUUUCCUGGAGAGAUACAUUCACAAGGCCCGCUCUUGCCUUAACUAGAGUCUGCAAGCCCUUUGACAUUUUCAUUCUUCUUGCCAUUUUUGCCAACUGUGUGGCCAUGGGUGUCACCAAGCCGUUUCCAGAUGAUGAUUCCAACCCUACCAACCACAAACUAGAACAAGUUGAGUACGUCUUUCUCGUCAUCUUCACCAUUGAGACCUUCACUAAAAUUCUUGCCUACGGCUUAGUCAUGCACCCGAGCGCCUACAUACGCAGCGGAUGGAACUUGCUUGAUUUCAUUAUCGUCAUUGUUGGGUUGUUCAGUGUGAUGGCAGAAGCAAUGACAGAUCACAAGCCCGGUGAGGCCCAUCAUGCUGCAGGAAAACCUGGAGGCCUGGAUGUCAAAGCUCUCCGAGCGUUCAGAGUGUUACGACCACUUCGACUUGUGUCUGGAGUGCCAAGUUUACAAAUUGUGUUGAACUCCAUCAUGAAAGCCAUGGUGCCCCUGCUCCACAUUGGUAUGCUGGUCAUGUUUGUCAUCAUAAUCUACGCCAUCAUCGGCUUGGAGCUUUUCAUCGGGAGGAUGCACAAGACGUGCUACCUCAUGAGCACAGGUCUCAUGGUGGAGGAUGACCCAACACCUUGUGCGUUUGCUGGGAACGGCCGCUUCUGUGUCACUAAUGGGACUGAGUGCAGGGGCAAGUGGGAGGGCCCCAACGGAGGGAUCACAAACUUUGACAAUAUCUUCUUUGCCAUGCUGACAGUUUUCCAGUGCAUCACUAUGGAGGGUUGGACAGAUGUACUCUACUGGAUGAAUGAUGCUAUUGGCUAUGAGAUCCCAUGGAUUUACUUUGUUUCUCUGGUCAUCUUUGGAUCAUUUUUCAUUAUCAACCUUGUAUUGGGUGUGUUGAGCGGAGAGUUCUCUAAAGAAAGAGAGAAGGCCGUCGCUCGUGGUGAGCUGCAGAAGGCGCAGGAGAGCAAGCAGAUGGAGGAGGACAUGAUAGGAUACAUGGAUUGGCUCAUAGAGGCCGAGGAUGUGGACGAAGAAGGAAACAAACGUGCUGCAAUUGCAAAGAAAAAGAUGAUGAAGAAGUUUGGCUGGUAUAAGCACAGUGAGGAUGGAGGAGCAGAGUCAGACUCUGAUGAUGAUAUAGCAUACCUGGAUGAUGAUAGUGGCUUCUGUGCGUCUCUCAUGGCAAAGAUGAUGGCCAAUAGUUUCUGUGACCAGCUGUGCCAGCUGAAUCACACUCUCAGGAAGAACUGCCGCGUUGCAGUAAAGACCACUAACUUCUACUGGUUGGUGCUUCUGUUGGUGUUUCUCAACACUGUGGCCAGCGCUUCAGAGCAUUACGGGCAGCCGAAAUGGCUCACCGAAAUGCAAGAGCGAGCCAAUAAGAUCCUGCUGCUUCUCUUCACUCUGGAGAUGUUGAUGAAGAUGUACGCCUUUGGUCUGCAGAUCUACUUUAUGGCGCUGUUCAAUCGCUUUGAUUGCUUUGUUGUGUGUGGCGGUAUUCUCGAGACACUCCUCGUAGAAUUCGAAGUCAUCCCGCCCAUUGGCAUAUCGGUGCUACGCUGCAUCCGACUGCUCCGGAUAUUUAAGAUGACUCGGCACUGGGCUGCCUUGUCUGAUCUGGUCACUUCACUGCUCAACUCUAUGAAAGCUAUCUGCUCCCUUCUGCUUCUGCUCUUCCUCUUCCUCAUCAUCUUCGCCCUGCUGGGUAUGCAGUUGUUUGGAGGCAAAUUCAACUUUGAUGAGACUCAGAUGAAAAGAAGCACCUUUGACUCAUUCCCUCAGGCGCUGCUCACAUGUUUCCAGAUCCUCACUGGAGAGGACUGGAACGCUGUGAUGUACGAUGGCAUUAUGGCAUACGGAGGGCCAAUAUUCCCUAACAUGGUGGUGUGCAUUUACUUUGUCAUCCUCUUUGUCUGUGGUAACUACAUCCUGCUUAAUGUCUUCUUGGCUAUCGCUGUGGACAACUUGGCAGGAGGUGGUGGGAAGAAAAAAGUCGAAGAGAAAAAGGAAGAUGAAGAAGAGUGGGAUGAAGAUGAAGAGAAAGAGGAUGAAGAUGCAGGGGCAAGGAACUUUGAAAUC
Haplochromis burtoni (Burton's mouthbrooder) is the source of this 2187-nucleotide messenger RNA. RefSeq names its product voltage-dependent L-type calcium channel subunit alpha-1D-like. The record is from RefSeq and is a predicted model, not a curated record. The transcript is spliced from 16 exons. Gene Ontology annotation, biological process: calcium ion import across plasma membrane. Gene Ontology annotation, molecular function: high voltage-gated calcium channel activity. Gene Ontology annotation, cellular component: voltage-gated calcium channel complex; membrane. Lineage: Eukaryota; Metazoa; Chordata; Actinopteri; Cichliformes; Cichlidae. The annotation marks the transcript as partial.